Eremothecium gossypii ATCC 10895 is the source of this 513-nucleotide messenger RNA. RefSeq names its product ADL052C-Ap. The transcript has a single exon. NCBI's taxonomy places the organism in Eukaryota, Fungi, Ascomycota, Saccharomycetes, Saccharomycetales, Saccharomycetaceae. Bases 1 to 513 code for a protein of 170 amino acids. The record is from RefSeq and is marked provisional. Gene Ontology annotation, biological process: regulation of transcription by RNA polymerase II. Gene Ontology annotation, cellular component: nucleus. Gene Ontology annotation, molecular function: DNA-binding transcription factor activity, RNA polymerase II-specific; sequence-specific DNA binding.
AUGAUGGGACCGGCUCAAGAGGGUGCAGUUGUGAGCCUCGACCCGCCCGAUAGGCAGAUCGGCGAGGAGCCCGCGUGGGAGUCAUUUCUUGACAUACUAGAGGACAGCUACACUCCGUACGUCGGGCCGUUCCAGAGCUUCCCUUGGACCCAGAGCUUGCCGCACGGAGAGGACAGGGGCUUGACGCCGCCAUUGACGCUCAGCCUGGGCGCACCGCUUGUGUGCGCAUCGCUGGCGGAUGCCAGACCGCUUUCGGAGAAGACCUGUCCCAUUUGCAACAAGACGUUCACACGCAAGGUCUCGGUGGCCAUCCACAUGGUUGUGCAUACCAAUCUGAAGCCCUAUGCCUGCGACUUCCCCGGGUGCAAAAAGAAGUUCAACGUCAAGGGGAACCUGCAGCGGCACACGAAGUCCCACCACCUACACGGCCACUCGCGCCUGCAGACAGGCCCUCCCGCUGCCGCACCCAGCAGCACCAACAGAGUUGCUGCCGGGCCGCGCCACAGCCCUUAA